This is a messenger RNA of Effrenium voratum, 527 nucleotides long. Lineage: Eukaryota; Dinophyceae; Suessiales; Symbiodiniaceae. The record is from the annotation of a GenBank genome assembly.
UCUCCAAAGCGCUCAAAACUGCGUCCUUUCCAAUGGCGCUCUGCGGUGAAUGGAUUAUGGACACCGUGGAAGGCGACAUGGAAGCCGUGCUGAAAGAUCUCGGCGUGGGGUACAUGAAGCGCACCAUGAUGUACGGCAUCGGCUACGGCGUCAACGUGAUGGAGUUCCACAUCAAUCAGGAGGGCAGUAAAGUUCUCAUCACCGGGAAGACACCCUUGGGCGACAAGGAGAUGACUUUGGAGACGGGGGGCAAGCCGUUUGAUUACAUGGACCCCACCACCGACGAGCUGACCCAGGCCACCGCUCAGUGGGAGGGCGAGAAGCUGCGGUUGAAGACGGACAAGGAAGACUCGCUGCGGUACGUGGAGGGCGGGCAACUGGUCUUGGAGACCACCACCAGCAGCGGAGCCAAAGCUAUUCGAAAGAUGAGGCGCAAGUGAUUGGCACAAUGGCCACAUCGCGAGCCGGCGAGCCAGUGGCGAUAGAUAUUUUGUGUUCUCCCCUGAUGGGAAGGCAUCGGAUUUCCC